This is a messenger RNA of Ostreococcus tauri, 2190 nucleotides long. Its product is annotated as IQ motif, EF-hand binding site. The record is from RefSeq and is a predicted model, not a curated record. The transcript has a single exon. The coding region runs from base 1 to 2190 and encodes 729 amino acids. Gene Ontology annotation, molecular function: ATP binding; ATP hydrolysis activity; protein binding. NCBI's taxonomy places the organism in Eukaryota, Viridiplantae, Chlorophyta, Mamiellophyceae, Mamiellales, Bathycoccaceae.
AUGGAUAAAAAAUUCCGCGUCGGCGCGCGCGCGAUCGAGCGCGCGACGCGCGCGGGGUCGAGCGCGGGUGACGGCGAUGGGAAGUCGAAGCGACGACGGGAUGAAAAUAGCGAUGGCGCGAGGCGCGGCGUCGGGGCGAUGGCGCGGGACGAGGACGUGGACGCGUACCUCUGGCUGACGCGAGCGCGGUGGACGCUGUCGGAGACGGUGGACGCGAUGACGCACGCGCAGCGAUGGGAGGACGCGCGAGCGGUGGUGGAGUGGGUGGAGGUGGAGCUGGCGAUGCGACGUGAAUCGGCUUUUUGGGCGCUUCGACAGAGCGAACGCGAUCUCGAGGACGCGCUCGUGGACGCGAAGAUGACGCCGGAUACGUUCGUUGGGUUCACGUCGCGCGGUGCGGUGGAGCGCGAGGGGGGGAAGCGACGGACGUGGGACGAGCGGGUGCGCGCGGCGGCGGCGCGCUGCGAUCGGGACGGAAAUAGCGUCGACGUCGAAUCGAUCGUGAUCGACGGACUGAUGUCGACGAACGAUGACCCGGUCGCAGAGCACGGCGGUGAACACGUUAUCAUUCCGUCGGUCGAGCGCUUUGCGCCUUCGUGCACGGACGAUGACGCUGCGCGACGCAUUCAAGCCGCGUAUCGCGGGCACGCGUCGCGGAUGAAGACCAACGCUGAAGCGCGACGAGAGCUCGAGCAUCUCCGAAUGAUACCGAGCGCGCGUUUCUCGAAUAAAAAGGCCGAAGAAAUGGCUGAGAUGAAACGUCGAGAGCAACAGCGCGAGCGAAGCGAGCGAGAACUGGCGUCGCUGCAGGAGAGCGUGCGCCGUGACUUGAUUGCAAAUCGAGGCGAGCAAAUCAGAGAGGAACUCAUAGCGUCUGUGGAGCGCGAAGCGACAGUCAUCGAGAGCGACGAGGUCCAAAACGACCGUGUGAGCACGUUCAAACACGUCGACGCGGAUGUCGAAGAAUCGGUGGAUACGAGCGUCGAUGAUGAGAACUUCAUGAUUCGAUUCACUCGAGCGUUUGAAAAGUACACGCGCCGCUGGGCAGAUGACGAGAAUGCAGAUUUAAACGCAUUCGAUGUCGAACAUGUGCGAGCGACGGUGCUGAACGACGUGUCGAACGCGAUGAGAGAAGAGAUAGAGGAGCAUCAGCGAAUUCUCGCGGCUGAGAACAAGAAAAAGUCAAAGCCAUCCACGAAGAAGAAGGCGUCGGCGGCGUCAACUUUGAAAGCCAACGACAAGCCGUCUACCAAGGCGAAGGCGAAGAAACCGAAAACGUCCAAGACGAAGACCGUGGCGAAAGAAGUAGACGCAGAGCUCAUCGACACGCUCGUCCAGCUCGGGAUGCUCGAAUCGGUUGCACUCGAUGGGAGAUUGAUGGAUUACGUCGGCACGGGUGGCGAGCGACGCGAGGGGCGAGACGAGUCAACCAUGCUGGAGAUUUUUCAGCUCCUUCACAUUCUCGCCGUCUCGGUCACCACACCGCUCGCGUCGCAGCGCGUGCACGAACACGCGCCACACAUGAAAUGCGUUCUCCUGGAGGGACCGGAUUCGAAUGGAAAGUCGUAUCUCGCUCGAUUAUGCGCCGCGGAGUCUGGGUGCGCACUUUACAAUCUCUCGGCGGACCGCUUGGCGUACGCCGAGUCGCGCGGCGCCAACGUCAAGGGUCUCAUCAAGAGCGUAUUCCAGGCUGCGAAACUGUCAUCACCGAGCGUGAUUCUCAUUCGACACGUCGACGCGUUCUUCCCCGAAAAGGGCAAAAAAGCGAAAGCAUCCGAGGCGGCCGAAACCGCGCGAAAGCUCCGCAAGGACGUCGCGAAGGAGAUCAAGGCACUGAAACCGGGCGCACGAGUCGUCGUCAUGUGUACGAGAACGCUCGUCUCAGGCGCUUCAUCGAGCGAACCUAAGGGGUUCGAUAAAUUUUUCAGCCUUCGCCUCGAGGUUCCGGCUCCCGAUUACGGCGGUCGCCGUCGAGUCUUGAGCGAGGCGCUCCGCGCGGCGUCGCUCGCGCCGAGCGAUCAUCUCCGUCGACGAACAGGCGACGACGCGUUCGCCACGCUGGUGUGUCACGCAUCGAAAGGAAUGACCACGGGCGCGCUCUACGCCCUCGCUCGAGCGGUCGCCACGCACCGAUUGUCGGCCACGGACGAUCCCUGGCGAGCGCUCCUCCGUCGAAUCGAAAGCAACUAA